UCUGUUAUAUAGCCCCCAUCCAUCCGUGAUCUUUCAGGGGAAGGAAGCCGAGACUUGUGGUUGAUUUUGUACUUUUAAAAAGAAGAUUUACUUGGAGGGAAAACCAUGUCUUACGCAAAGAUUGCCCCGGCUUUUGCUAGAGCCAGUUCCGACAAGUUAGUGCGAAUGAGGUUUGCUCAAGAAAGGCUCCGAUCAACAGUAGCAUCAACUCAGCGCCAAGAGCUGAAAGCGGAUGAUUCUGUCGACCAAACAUGCACUAUGGUCGAGAGACCAGUCGAUGUGGACCUCAUCAGUCAGACCAAAAAUGUAGAUAAUCGCAAGGCAAAAAUUUCAAUUGACUUUGAAAAUACUCAAGAAGCAUACAAGAGCAAAAACACUCUAGAACUCAUGAGAAGUUUACUAGUCUUUAAGCUGUGCGCAAUUGACUUCCUGGUGGACAAAAAUAAGGAGCUCAUGGACCUCAGCAAGAAAGUUCUGGGCCAACGACUGUUUGAGAAGAUGAUGAAGAUGACUUUCUAUGGCCAGUUUGUGGCGGGGGAAGACCACCAUGCCAUCAAGCCUCUGAUCAGCAAGAACCAGGCUUUUGGCGUUGGCUCAGUACUUGACUACAGUGUGGAGGAAGACCUCACUCAGGAAGAGGCAGAGAAAAAGGAAAUGGAUGCCUGUGUGUCUGCAGCAGAGAAAGAGAGUCCAGCAGCAUCAUCUCCUCUGCACACAGUGACCCUCAACGAUGACUGCAAAGAUCACAGGGAGAAGAAGUACAAAGCUCACCGCCGGUUUGGGGACCGCCGUGGAGGGGUGAUCAGCGCCCGCACAUACUUCUACGCUGACGAGGCCAAGUGUGACCAGCACAUGGAGACCUUCCUAAACUGCAUCAGAGCCUCUGGGGGUGCUGCAGUGGACGGAUUCUCUGCGAUCAAGAUGACUGCCCUGGGCCGUCCACAGUUUCUGCUCCAGUUCUCCGAGGUUCUGGUGAAAUGGCGGCGUUUCUUCAACUUCCUGGCUGCGCAGCAGGGGAAGGACGGCAUGGCUGCUCUGGAGCAGAAACUCGAGCUGGAGCAACUGCAGGACAGUUUGACUCAGCUUGGUGUUGGGACAAAGUCUGACAUUGAGUCUUGGCUGACUGGAGAAAAGCUUGGAUCAUCAGGAACUAUUGACCUCCUUGAUUGGAACAGUCUGAUCAAUGACAGGACCAAGAUCUCAAAUCUGCUUGUGAUUCCAAAUAUUGAGAACGGUCACCUGGAACCCCUGCUGGACAAAUUCACUGAGGAGGAGGAGAAACAGAUGAAGAGGAUGUUGCAGAGGAUGGACGUGCUGGCCAAGCAUGCAAUGGAACAUGGCGUGAGACUCAUGGUGGACGCCGAGCAAACCUAUUUCCAGCCUGCCAUCAGCCGCCUGACCCUGGAGAUGCAGAGGAAAUUUAACCGGGAGAAGCCCAUCAUCUUCAACACCUAUCAGUGCUACCUGAAGGAGGCCUAUGAUAACGUAUCGGUGGACGUGGAGCUCUCCCGCCGUGAAGGCUGGUACUUUGGGGCCAAGCUUGUGCGUGGGGCCUACAUGUACCAGGAGCGGACCAGAGCUGCUGAAAUUGGCUACGAGGACCCCAUAAACCCAGACUAUGAAGCCACCAACAGGAUGUACCACAAGUGCCUGGAGUUCUUGCUGGAAGAGAUUGAUCUCUACAGGAAUGCCAACAUCAUGGUUGCAUCACACAACGAAGACACCGUGAAGUUUACUCUUGAAAAGAUGAACCAGAUGGGCCUCUUGCCACAGGAAAACAAAGUGUACUUUGGCCAGCUGCUGGGGAUGUGUGACCAAGUCAGCUUCCCCCUGGGUCAGGCUGGAUUCCCCGUGUACAAAUAUGUGCCUUACGGACCGGUGAACGAGGUCAUCCCCUACCUGUCGCGGCGUGCGCUGGAGAACCGCGGCUUCAUGAAGGGCUCCCAGCGCGAGCGCAACCUGCUGUGGAAAGAACUCAAGCGGCGAUUGGUCAGCGGUCAGAUCCGCUACCAGCCCACCUACUGAAGAGGAAACCCUGGUUCUUUAGAAGGACUUGAGGCACAAAGCACAGAGAUGGAGAAGGAGGGACAAAGGAAUGCAGAAAGAAGUGAAGUUGAUGAUGCACAAGAAAGUAGAGGGAGGAGGAGUAGAAAAAUGGAGGUGUAAAUAACUACAGUAAUAGACGGCUGUAGACAGUAGACAGGGUAGGUUGUUUGGACAUAAACGUAUGUAACCUGCGUUGUGUUGAACCAGCGAGGUUCAGUCCUGCACACGGCCAGACUUGAACCCGCGAAACGGCAGCACCGCGGAUCAGGAGUCGAGCAUACUCACUGUCGAGCCAAAAGCCCUGGCUACUAGCUUUCAUGUCAGCAAUAGUCUUGAGACGUCGGGGAAUGAGGUUUACCAAUGUUCCACACGCACAGCUAAGCUAGAUGGCAUCCGUUAAACUUACAUGCUUUUAUAUCCAUGCGACAACUGUUAUGAACUGUAACUGUUAUGAUUUGAAAAACCACAAAUGACCUUAUUGGUGUAAACUACUUUCCUCGUGUAUAUGCACAAGAUCAUGUGUUAUGCUUUAGUGGGUUUCUAAGGGAAUGGACCUAACAGUCUCCCAAACAUUCCUUAAAAAAACCUUUGCUACUGUAGCAUUCAUUUUUGUAUAUAUUGCCUUCUGAUCAUUUCUAGUGUAGAAUGUGUGUCGUACUUGAUCACACAUAAAUAUUAUUUUUGGAUUGUAUUUAAUAUUUAAAUAAUAGUUUCUUUGCUGGUUUAACAGGUCAGAGAAUCUGGUACCAUGAAUGUGUGUUGUGGUAUGAUUUUUGUUUUCAUGGGUGUGAAUGAUCCAUAAAGAAUUAUGGAGCAAAUAGUGUAAAAUACACUAGUACCAGAGAGGGUUAAAGCGGAGCUAGUAAUCAAGGAUCUUUGCUAGUACUGUAUAGUGUAAACCAAAGAUUCUAGAACAGAGCUCUGUUCUAGAAUCUUUGGUGUAAACUGCACAACAUUGAGCUUGUUCCUGGAUUCUCUACUUCAACGGUUGUGUAGUGCUACAGGGUUUAGCCAUUUUAUAAAUCAUGGGAUUUUCUGAUUGCUGCUGUUUCUGCUUGUGAAUAUUGCAUUUUAAUGUCAAUUUUUGUCUGCUUGUGUUUUUUCUGUACUUGUGAAAAGGUUAUAGUAAUUGGGCUUUUAGAGACGGUCUAGUGCCUAAUUUACAUUUCAUUUCAUUUUAAAUGUUCAAAGAAAUGUAAGGGUACAGCUGUGAACUGUGUAAUAGUUAUAAAGAUAAUCAUUUUGUUGUUUUGCCAAUCUUACAGAACACAAAUAAAUGAAAAAUAUUAAACA
Alosa sapidissima (American shad) is the source of this 3339-nucleotide messenger RNA. It is a transcript of the gene prodha, whose product is annotated as proline dehydrogenase (oxidase) 1a. Gene Ontology annotation, cellular component: mitochondrion. Lineage: Eukaryota; Metazoa; Chordata; Actinopteri; Clupeiformes; Clupeidae. The transcript is spliced from 15 exons. The record is from RefSeq and is a predicted model, not a curated record. Gene Ontology annotation, molecular function: FAD binding; proline dehydrogenase activity. The coding region runs from base 106 to 2025 and encodes 639 amino acids.